AUGGUGGACUGCAAGCCCAUGAGCAUGCCUCUAGAGGCAAAAAUUAUGAGUCUUGACAGUGAUGUUCUACUUGAUGAUCCCAGCUUCUAUCAAGGGAUUGUUGGGACUCUACAAUAUCUAACACUCACUCAACCCAGCAUUUCAUAUAUUUUUAAUUUUGUCUCCCAAUUCAUGCAUGCACCCACUCUUUCACAUCUUAAAAUGGUUCGACGGAUCUUGCAAUACAUCAAAGGCACUAUUCAUCUAGGUCUUGAUUUAACUUCUCACACUACACUUGAUCUUUGUGCAUUUUCUGAUUCUGAUUGGGCGGGUUGUUCUACUACUCGCCAGUCAACGACUGGAUAUGUCACAUUCCUUGGACACAAUCCUAUUUUGUGGUGUGCAAAGAAGCAAAACACCGUCUCUCCCUCCAGCUUAGAGGCCAAAUAUAGAGUCAUGGCUCAUACUACUGUAGAAAUUACAUGGUUAACAUUCAUUCUCAAGGACCUUGGUGUUCCUCAAACUCAUCCUUCAAUGCUGUUUUAUGACAACAUCAGUGCACUUCUUAUGACAAUCAACCCAGUCUUCCAUGCCCGUAGCAAACACAUCGAGUUAGAUUAUCACUUUGUGCCUGAGAAGGUUGCACUCGACCUCCUUGAUACUUGA
Molecule: messenger RNA, 645 nt
Organism: Carya illinoinensis
Lineage: Eukaryota; Viridiplantae; Streptophyta; Magnoliopsida; Fagales; Juglandaceae
Exons: 1
Coding region: 1-645 (214 amino acids)
Source: RefSeq, a predicted model, not a curated record